Menidia menidia (Atlantic silverside) is the source of this 1487-nucleotide messenger RNA. The record is from the annotation of a GenBank genome assembly. Lineage: Eukaryota; Metazoa; Chordata; Actinopteri; Atheriniformes; Atherinopsidae.
AACAAAUUGCUCCACAGCUAAGGCUGUUAUUAGAUUAAGGCACAAGACACCUGAAGGCAUAGCGUACACUCUCUGAGCCAAAGUCAUUCAUGUGAUUGAAGUGUGUCCACCAGCCUGUAAAAUACUGCCUCUUCCCUCCCUCCCUCCAUCCCCUUCUCCCAGCAUCACCAAACUGGGAGCCAGUCUCCAUGACAACCCAGUUGCAGGAGGGGUUUUGCCAGCUGGAAGCGGUUUCAGUCCUCACUCCGUAUCACCGCUCCGAACCUCCACAGCGCAUCACGCCCUGAGUGGAAUGGAAGAACAGGACAAGAAAGACAAUGGGGAGUACAUCGGAGAGAUAAAAGGUGGGCUUCGACCUUCAAUGAAGCUGGUCGUCAUGGGAAUUGUUGACAAAAAGCCCAAAAGCAUUGAGGUGACACUCUCCAGUAAGCCUCAGGAGGAGCAAACGGAGGGCGACGUGGGUCUGCAGCUCAAAGUCAGCUUCAUGGACAAGGCCGUCCAACGCAAUGCCCGCUUGGCUGGGAAGUGGGGUCCUUCUGAAAACACCCUCUCCUUCUUUCCAUUCGCACCCGGAGAGGCCUUUAAGAUGGAGAUCGUCUGUGAGCACCAGCAGUUUCGUAUCCUGGUGGACGGUCAGCCCCUGUGUGGCUUCACCCACCGGCUCUCCCAGCUCGCCUCCCUCACAGCCUUACGAGUCUUUGGGGACCUACAGCUCACCAAGGUGGCCUAACGCCAGCAUCUCAUCCCGCCGUCACCUCGCAGGAGGAUCUUCCUGGACAGUAGACAAUUCAUAUAUUUAGAAUAGGUCUUCUUUUUGAACGAAUGAUUUAAUCUUUCACGGGGAUGUCGUUUCCAUUUUCAGAAGAUGUCGCGCCAGUCUCAUAGUCACGCUUAAGACAAAAGUGCCUUCGCUAAGAUUACCCGUCUGGGGACUUGAAGAUACUGACUGAAUGGAAUGGUCAUACAUAUCUUAAUCCGAACAGAGAAUGUGAUUCGAAUUGUUCUAAACAAUGUGAUGUAGGCUAAAGUGUUCUCACUGAAUGAACAUUGCACAGACAUAACAAGCCGCUAGAAAAUAAAGCAGUGCUGCGUUUGUCUUUGUGAUUUACGGAAACAAGCUUUCCCACGUCUGGGUUUUAUUUCUCCAGAGUUAACCUUUGAAAGCACUUACGUUCACAAGCACCUGCAUGACUGUAUCCGAAGCUGACGAGUGACGCAGAUUUUCAAUUUAUUUCUCAUUUGAUCAUGCAAAUAAAAAACGGUGUCAGUGGAUGUCAGCAGCCCACGUUAGUGCAUGCCAGUAAUGAAGCAGUGUGUAUCAUUUCUUCCAUCGUUCCAGUCUCAGUGAACAGUCAGUCAUUGGACGUUUAUCAUUUUUUAGCUUUCAAAGCACCCUUUUGUUGUGUAAUUGUCACUUCCCUGUGGCACUUUUUACGUGAAUGUCUGGAUUUGAUGUUGCUUCACUGCAAUAAAUCAGUUUUGCUGUU